Messenger RNA from Botrytis fragariae, 234 nucleotides. RefSeq lists its product as uncharacterized. The record is from RefSeq and is a predicted model, not a curated record. NCBI's taxonomy places the organism in Eukaryota, Fungi, Ascomycota, Leotiomycetes, Helotiales, Sclerotiniaceae. The transcript is spliced from 3 exons. The coding region runs from base 1 to 234 and encodes 77 amino acids.
AUGUGGUGGGGAGACGCGCUUGGUCGCAUGAAAUCUGGGGACGCGAACUUUGGUGUAUUGGUCCGCGAGCCGUUAGCGAAAUCGGAAACUUUUGCACUAAUAAUCAUUCCUACGGCAAAUAUCCAGCAGCAAGGCUCUAUUGAAGUUGCAAUCCCAAUUGCUCAAAUUUAUUUGCUUCCUGCGUUUGCACGGCUUUGGGAUACUUUACUUGAAGCAUUAUAUGUUGGACAAUAA